Molecule: messenger RNA, 857 nt
Organism: Anopheles maculipalpis
Lineage: Eukaryota; Metazoa; Arthropoda; Insecta; Diptera; Culicidae
Product: trimeric intracellular cation channel type 1B.1-like
Exons: 3
Coding region: 26-853 (275 amino acids)
Biological process (GO): potassium ion transmembrane transport
Cellular component (GO): membrane
Molecular function (GO): potassium channel activity; identical protein binding
Source: RefSeq, a predicted model, not a curated record
CGCCAGACAAACCCUCCCAAGCAUCAUGGAUCCGGAGGCGUUCCUUGAUAUCGCCAACCAGGUGAUCAAGCUGAAGAUGUUCCCGUACUUCGAUAUUGCGCACAGCCUGCUCUGCGCGCUAUCGGUCAAGGAGGAUCUCGGUGCGGGUGCACACACCUUUUCCCGCAAGCAUCCGCUCGCCUGCUGGCUGUCGACGAUGCUGGUCGUCUUUGCCGGUGGCAUGGUCGCAAACGGGCUGCUCGGUGAGCCGAUUCUGGCACCGUUAAAGAACACACCCCAGCUGCUGGUUGCCACUGCCUGCUGGUACAUCGUCUUCUACACGCCGUUCGACAUCGGAUACAAGGUGGCCAAGUUCCUGCCCAUCAAGCUGGUGGCAAGCGCCAUGAAGGAGAUCUACCGUGCGAAGAAGAUUCACGAUGGUGUGACGCACGCCGCCAAGCUGUACCCGAAUGCGUUCAUCAUCAUGAUCAUCAUCGGUACGCUGAAGGGUAACGGAGCCGGCUUUACCAAGCUGAUCGAGCGCCUCAUCCGUGGCGUGUGGACACCGACCGCAAUGGAGUUCCUGCAGCCAAGCUUCUACACCAAGGCAUCGUUGAUCGCUUCGAUCAUCUUCGUGCUGGACAAGAAAACGGACCUGAUUUCGGCCCCGCAUGCGCUCGUCUACUUCGGCAUCGUUAUCUUCCUGGUGUACUUCAAGCUGUCGUCGAUUCUGCUCGGCAUUCACGAUCCGUUCGUGCCGUUCGAGAACCUGAGCUGCGCGCUACUGUUCGGCGGCAUCUGGGACAGCCUGGCCAAGAUACUGGGCCGCGGCCAGGCCAAGGAGGAGCCGAAGGAUGCGAAAAAGUCCAACUAAGCGC